This is a messenger RNA of Pan troglodytes (chimpanzee), 987 nucleotides long. RefSeq names its product olfactory receptor 10J3. Lineage: Eukaryota; Metazoa; Chordata; Mammalia; Primates; Hominidae. Gene Ontology annotation, molecular function: olfactory receptor activity; G protein-coupled receptor activity. Gene Ontology annotation, cellular component: membrane. The record is from RefSeq and is a predicted model, not a curated record. Gene Ontology annotation, biological process: G protein-coupled receptor signaling pathway.
AUGCCAAAGCUAAAUUCCACUUUUGUGACUGAGUUCCUCUUUGAAGGUUUCUCCAGCUUCAGGCGGCAGCACAAACUCUUCUUUGUUGUCUUCCUAACUUUGUACCUGCUGACUCUCUCUGGCAAUGUGAUUAUCAUGACCAUUAUUCGCCUGGACCAUCAUCUUCACACCCCCAUGUACUUCUUCCUGUGCAGGCUAUCCAUCUCUGAGACCUGCUACACUGUGGCCAUCAUUCCCCAUAUGCUUUCUGGUCUCUUGAAUCCUCAUCAGCCCAUUGCCACCCAAAGCUGUGCCACUCAGCUCUUCUUCUAUCUCACCUUUGGCAUCAACAACUGCUUCCUGCUCACAGUCAUGGGAUAUGACCGCUAUGUGGCCAUCUGCAACCCCCUAAGGUAUUCAGUCAUCAUGGGUAAGAGGGCCUGUAUCCAAUUGGCCUCUGGAUCACUGGGGAUUGGCCUUGGCAUGGCCAUUGUCCAAGUAACAUCUGUGUUUGGCCUGCCAUUCUGUGAUGUCUUUGUCAUCUCCCACUUCUUCUGUGAUGUGAGACCCCUGCUGAAGCUGGCCUGCACAGACACCACUGCCAAUGAGAUAAUCAACUUUGUUGUCAGCGUCUGUGUCCUUGUUCUACCUAUGGGCCUGGUCUUUAUCUCCUAUGUCCUCAUCAUCUCCACCAUUCUUAAGAUUGCCUCAGCUGAAGGUUGGAAGAAGGCCUUUGCCACCUGCGCCUCCCACCUCACAGUGGUCAUCAUCCACUAUGGCUGUGCCUCCAUCAUCUACCUGAAGCCUAAGUCCCAGAGUUCCCUGGGACAGGACAGACUUAUCUCAGUGACCUACACUCAUCACUCCCCUACUGAACCCUGUUGUGUACAGCCUGAAGAACAAGGAGGUCAAAGAUGCUCUGCACAGAGCCGUGGGGCAAAAGACUCUGUCUCCUUAAUGAAGAGAGGUUGUGAAGGCUUUUCCUUUGCGUUUAUAAAUAUGUACUAA